UUGCAGAUGGCUGAUAUAAUGCAGCUGAUAACGAAGGAUCUAUCAGAGCCUUACUCUAUUUAUACGUAUCGUUAUUUCAUUCAUAAUUGGCCGAGUCUGUGUUUAUUGGCACUGGAUAGAAAGACCGAGAAGUAUGUGGGUGCAAUAGUUUGCAAGUUGGAUAUAAGUAGACAGAACCGAAGGCGUGGUUAUAUCGCGAUGUUAGCGGUGGACGAGUCUUGUCGAAGAUUGGGAAUAGGCACUCGAUUAGUACAACAAGCCAUCAGGAAUAUGCAGACGACGGGAUGUGAUGAGGUAGUGCUCGAGACGGAGGUGACGAAUGUGAACGCGAUCCGAUUGUAUACGAAUCUGGGGUUCAUUCGUGAGAAGAGAUUAUACAGAUAUUAUUUGAAUGGUGUUGAUGCAUAUCGAUUGAAGUUGUUCUUUAAUUCAUCUUUAAACUCGUUUAAUAAUUUUUGUAAUAUCAUUAAUAAUAAUAGUAAUUGUAAUUAA
This is a messenger RNA of Anisakis simplex (herring worm), 492 nucleotides long. The record is from the annotation of a GenBank genome assembly. NCBI's taxonomy places the organism in Eukaryota, Metazoa, Nematoda, Chromadorea, Rhabditida, Anisakidae.